Iphiclides podalirius (scarce swallowtail) is the source of this 363-nucleotide messenger RNA. Lineage: Eukaryota; Metazoa; Arthropoda; Insecta; Lepidoptera; Papilionidae. The record is from the annotation of a GenBank genome assembly.
AUGACCUAUCACCGGGAGCCGUGCGUCCAGGGCCCCAAUAAAUCCGUCGCGGUUCGGCGAUGGCGCGCCAGAUUGCUAUUUAUAGCCGCUAAUCCGACAUCCGAGGUGUGGGCCGAACAAUUGCUUCGCGCUUUUGAGUUUUCAGCGGCACCGAUCGCUGAGAUAAAGCGGGCGAAAGUAUUCGACGCGCGUUCCCGACGAUAUGACGUAUGGGCUGAUACGGAACCCGCGAAGCGGCUGCACGGCAGCGCUUUACCGCUUUUUGUCCAGUUCGUUAACCCGAAAUCUAGAGGCGACCACAUCGAGCUGGUGCCAAGACGAAGAAGACGAUUAAGAGGCUGGCUACAGAACACGCGGGAAGCG